AUUGAUUUCUUUAGAUUUAUUUUUCAUUGCACAUGUUCUGUUUUGGGCUACUUUUGAAGUGCUUCUUGGCUAGUUUUUCGGCCGGUUUUGUGGCUGACUGGUCUUGAAAAUGAGACCCGGCAACUGUGAUUGAUUGAGAGUGCGUGUGAGAGAGAGACAAGAAGAAGAGACCUAGGAGGACCCUCCAAAUGUGACUGUGUGUUGCUGCUGCAGGAUCAGAGCUGGGGGAGGAGCAGCCCGACUGACUGGAGAUGGCUCCAAUUACACCAUUUGCCUGGCCUCACUUUGUUUUGCUCGCUGCCUGUCCCGCUUAUUCGCUGCUGCCAGUUGAGGAUUGAAGAGGGGAUAGAAACAUUUGUUAUCCCCGUUCCCCACAGGGGCCACUGAUAGAAGCGAGGAGAGUGCUGGGACACAGGCGCUACUCCUGCGUGAGGUGCAUCUAGUAGCCGGGCUAUUUUUACUAGCAGGCUGGGCGUGUGUGCCAGGGGGAGGCAAAGUUUAGCCGUGCAGCCUGGGCGUGUGUGGAUGGAUUUCUUUCCUCUGUGGGACUGACCGGGAAUCUUUUCCCCUUGAGCGAAGUGAUCUGCUGGGGCAAAGUUGUAUUUGGCGGAGGGUUGUGUUUAUAGGGGGAUGGGAAGUGCGCGGGGGGAGGUGCAGCUGCUGGAGUAGAGGGGGCUCGGCCAGUCCGCUGUUUCGCUGCUGCCAUUUGAUCAGACUGGAGCUUUGAAGAUCACACAGAUUACACAGCUGGGCCCCAAGGCACUGGCCGGGGCUGUGGGAUGUACGGAGCCUUUUAAGCCCAAUUGGAUGUUCCCUGGAUCGGAAGCCUCCUAUGUGGACUAUUGUCGGAGCUGCUCAAACUUAAGCAGAUGGCUGCGGGGAUCUGUCAUUUGUCUGCUGCUCCCACGGAUAAGUAACAGCAGCCGCACAAUCAUUCCACUGGGUAGAAUUACAUUGUUGGAAGGAAGGAAUAAUACACUUGCUGAACCAUGACGCUUUGCAUGGGUUUUGCCUGGGCGUUGCUGCUCACCGUAAGUGCGGUCUGUGCCGUUAACUUUCCUGAGGAUGACGAGCCUAUUAAUGUUGUCGAUUAUCACUAUUCAAGGCAAUAUCCAGUAUUUAGAGGACGCCCUUCAGGCAAUGAUUCACAGCACAGCCUGGACUUUCAACUGAUGCUGAAAAUUCGAGAUACACUUUAUGUGGCUGGAAGAGAUCAGGUUUAUGCUGUCAAUUUAAAUGAGGUACCGAAGACUGAAUUAACUCCGAGCAGAAGGUUGACAUGGAGGUCGGGCCCAGCAGACCGUAAAAACUGUGCGAUGAAAGGAAAGCACAAGGAUGAAUGCCAUAACUACAUCAAGGUUUUCGUUCCAAGAAACGAUGAGAUGGUGUUUGUCUGUGGUACAAAUGCAUUCAAUCCUAUAUGCAGAUAUUACACGUUAAAUACUUUCGAGUAUGAUGGGGAAGAAAUUAGUGGCUUGGCAAGAUGCCCAUUUGAUGCCAGACAAACCAAUGUAGCCCUCUUUGCUGAUGGCAAGUUAUAUUCUGCUACCAUGGCCGAUUUCCAAGCCAGCGACGCUGUGAUCUAUCGAAGUAUGGGGGAUGGAUUUGCUCUGAGGACAAUUAAAUAUGACUCCAAAUGGCUGAAAGAGCCACAUUUUCUCCAUGCGAUAGAAUACGGAAAUUAUAUCUAUUUCUUCUUUCGGGAGAUUGCUGUUGAACAUAAUAAUCUAGGCAAGGCGGUGCACUCUCGGGUGGCACGCAUAUGCAAAAAUGACUUGGGAGGCUCACAGCGAGUGCUGGAGAAACACUGGACUUCAUUCGUAAAGGCGCGACUCAAUUGCUCUGUUCCUGGGGAUUCAUUCUUCUACUUUGAUGUUCUGCAGUCUAUCACAGACAUAAUAGAAAUCAAUGGAAUUCCCACUGUUGUUGGUGUAUUUACUACACAGCUGAACAGUAUCCCAGGUUCAGCGGUUUGCGCUUUCACCAUGGAUGACAUAGAAAAGGUAUUCAGAGGAAGAUUUAAAGAACAAAAGUCCCCGGACUCUGUUUGGACAGCUGUAUCUGAAGACAGAGUACCUAAGCCAAGACCUGGUUGCUGUGCAAGACAUGGUUUUGGAGAAGGCUACAGGGCCUCUACAGAAUUUCCAGAUGAAACCUUAUCUUUUAUCAAGUCCCAUCCACUGAUGGACUCUGCAAUCCCAACUAUAAUAGAAGAGCCGUGGUUCACUAAGACACGCGUAAGGUACAGAUUAACUGCUGUAGCAGUGGACCACUUGGCAGGGCCUUACUUAAAUUACACAGUGAUGUUUGUGGGUUCUGAAGCUGGUGUUGUAUUAAAGAUCCUAGCCAAGACCAGCCCCUUUUCUCUGAAUGACAGUGUAUUACUGGAAGAGAUUGAUGCCUACAACCGUGUAAAGUGUUCUGGGAAUAGCGAGGAGGAUAGAAAAGUAAUAUCACUGCAGAUGGACAGAGACCAUCAUGCCUUGUUUGUGGCAUACUCAGGCUGCAUUGUUAGACUGCCCAUGAGCCGCUGUGAGCGAUAUGGAUCGUGCAAAAAGUCUUGCAUCGGUGCCAGAGAUCCUUAUUGUGGCUGGCUAAACCACGAGACCUGCGGAAGAGUGAAACCUGGCAUGUUCUUUGGAUAUGAACAGGAUGUAGAAUACGGUAACACAGUACAGCUUGGCGACUGUCAUGACAUUUUGCCUUCUGCAACUACACCAGAUUACAAAAUAUUUGGCGAUCCAACAUCUGACAUUGAGGUUCCCUCUACUUCUGUAACCACCAUGACAAGUAGCCCAGUCAUUUUACCUAAAGUGAUUGGUUCCUGGAAGCCCAGAAUGACUGGCUCUCGGAAAUUUAUAUACCAAGAUGACCCAAACACCUCUGAGUAUAUUGAUCCAUUAACAACAGGUGUCCACGAGGGUGUAAGAUGGGAAGUCCAGUCAGGAGAUGCCAACCAAAUGGUCCACAUGAAUGUUGUGAUCACCUGUGUACUUGCUGCUUUUGUGCUCGGAGCUUUUAUUGCAGGAGUGAUAGUUUACUGCUACAGGGAGAUGUUCACAAGGAAAACAAGAAAAAUCCACAAAGAUGCAGAGUCUGCUCAGUCCUGUACAGAUUCAAGUGGAAGUUUUGCAAAAUUAAAUGGAUUGUUCGAUAGUCCCGUUAAAGAAUAUCAUCAAAGCAUUGAUUCACCCAAGCACUACACAAACAUACUGACUAGUAGGAAGGAAAUGCCACCAAAUGGAGAAACCAAGUCAAUGAUGAUGGAGAGUCAAGGACAGCCACCCGAACUAUCGGCCCUUCCGACUCCUGAAUCUACCCCGGUGCUUCACCAAAAGAGUCUGCAGCCUAUCAAAAACCAGUGGGAGAAAACACACAAUAACUUAAACAUUUCACGGAAAGAAACUCCUCUUAAAAGUCCACAGUAUUUUCCCUCCAGCCCUCCACCCCAUUCACCUUUAGCUCAUGGGCAAAUACCGAGUGCUGUUGUUCUUCCAAAUGCCACCCAUGACUUCAAUACUUCCUUUUCAAACUCAAAUGCCCAUAAAUCGGAUAAAAAAUUGCACAACCUAGAGCAUUCUUUGGGAAAACAGUCAAGCAAGAGGGACCACAGGCGCUCUGUUGAUUCAAGGAAUACAUUAAAUGACUUUUUGAAACAUUUGAAUGAAUCCACUGGAAGCCCCAAAGCUCUUAUGGCAGAUAUUCAAGUAACGCAUCAGAAUGGUCAAGUUCCACAUCAAACUUUAAUGCUAGAUACAAUGGGAAACAUGUCUGAAGUGCCGCCUAAAGUUCCCAACAGAGAGGCAUCUUUGUAUUCCCCAUCUUCUACUCUUCCAAGAAACAGCCCAACAAAAAGAGUGGAUGUGCCGUCAACUCCAAAUGGGCAAAUGACUCCUUUAGAAUCACAAAGGAGCUAUCAUAAGAACUCUUCACAGAGGCAUUCAAUAUCAGCCCUGCCUAAAAAUAUGAACUCACCAAAUGGUGUUUUGCUUUCAAGACAGCCAAGUAUUAAUCGAGGAGGAUAUAUGCCUCCAAGUCCCAGUACAAGGAUGGACUAUAUGCAAGGGACACCUAUAAUAGUUCACCAACAGACUUCUUUGUCGCGGCAAAGUAGUUAUACAGGGCAUGGAACCCUUCCCCGUAUGGGGGUAAAAAGGACACCAUCUAUUAAGCCAGAUGUGCCACCAAAACCUUUGUUUACUUCACAAAAUACAUCUGUAAGACAGCUGAACAAAUAUAGCUACUAAGGACAAUAUUCCUGCUUAAUGCAAAUAAGGUAAUGGCGUGAUGUUGUAAUACAAAGUCUGCAGGCAGGUGCCUAGUCAUUCCCAAACAAAGUGGCCAAAGAAGCUCCCUUUAGUUUGGCAACGUCGUGUCUCGCCGCCCGCAGAUAUAGAUAAAUGAGCAAAAGAGCAAAACAAAGGAAUGUGCUGGUCAUUUAAUUUCUUUUGUUUGGCACAGAGUGGAGAUGUAGCACAAAGCUAUGCUACUUAAGGGGUUUUUUUUUGGUUUUUUUUAAAGCAGUACCACAUUUAACGAUAUACUUGAAAACUGGCUUCAUUUCAUACCACCACCACGUGUAACCAUCCCAUUUAAUGUGAACGUUGUGUAUACAUUCACCUUGCCUCUUGCACAAGUCUCACCAAGUUGUCCUGAUCAAAGUUUGCGCUAAAUCUUCUACUGGCUCCAGCCCAUUAUUUAUCACAUGCAGCAAUUUCUGUACUCCACUGAUACACCAGACCUUAGUAUUUGCUAUCUGUGCAUGUGUCCUGUUCACACAAUCAGGUCCAUAGAGAUUGUUGCAACUCCUGUGCUAUGGAGCUGUUUACAUUGAAACUGGGAGAGACAGAGCUGCCUUUCUUUUCUGAUAAACAUGGCUGAACGAGGUACCUCGUGCAAGAAUGCAAAGAUUCUUAGUAAGGUUAUGCUGCUAUAUAAUAAAUAUUGUGUAUUAUCACUGGUAAAGCUACUAAACAACAGAAAGGUGAAUUAUGUUGCUUUGUUACCAUGAUUGGAAUUGUAGUCAAUUUAACAUUAGUGCCAGUUACAUUUCUCUAUUGUUUCUAUAAAUGCAGCCCUUAAUAGUGGAAUAUUAUUACGGUUCCUAGUUGCCAUAGGUGUAGUGAAGGUGAAAUUGGAACCGCUACAGUACUAAGUUCAACAAUAGUGCAAUUAUGUUCAUUUCAUGUUCUCUGAGUGUUUUAAAAGGUCAUGCAGGUAAUGACAAUGUUCUGUAAAUAGAUGAGGAUACCCAGAUCUGUGCAUUUUGUGCCUUAUUCAUGAGAAUACAAUUACUGUGGCCUGUCAAAGUGUCUUCGGUGCAGCAUAUUAGAGUGUCAGAUCCAUUUUCACUAAGUCCUUUCAACCACUAAAUACAAAAAGAAUGUAGACGGCAGUCAGAACUACCAUCCAGCAGGAGAAACUCUGCAAUCGAUGCCAUACUAGGAAUUUAAUACAGAUUUCUGAGCUAAAACACCUACUAAAAUUGGUGCAAGACAUUUCCAAGAUUUGACAGCAACGGCUGUUGAUUGAUAUUCGACACAGAUGGUGAUUUAGAUGCAUAUAAACAUAUUGUUUAUUGCACAUAGAGAGAAUAUGCUCAAAACUGAGGCUAGAUUUGUUUUAUUCAAGAGAAUGUCCGGUUUAUUUUUUCAAUGUAAUUUGCAAAUUGACAGGAAACAAAAAUUGGCUCAUUCUCUUGUGUAAAUUUGCCUGAAAAGAAAGUAUUCACUAGUCUUUGUUUAUGGCCAAAGUUUGGGGUAAUGUUUUUAUACUGAAUGAAUACCAGUUAUGCAAUUUGCCAUCGAUUUCCAGUUACAAAGGCUGAUGAUGGGCGUUCCUGUUUGAGAAAGAGUAAGAGCACUUGAGACUGAAAAAAGCCAAACCAGUAAACCUUUUAACCCGGGUAUCUUUUUACUGCCUUGUAGAUCGUAAUGUGAGUUCUAUCAGUAUUUAUGUUGAUGUUUCUAACAUUCAAUCUAGGCAAAAACAUUUCAUUUAUCUAAAAAAAGUGCUUUAUCCACUUGUGCAAAGGUAAAAAUAAAAACUGCAGAUUGUAACUUUUUUCUAUUGGUCCAGCAUAGAAAAGUAAUCAUGCAAAUGUUGCUCUAUCCUGUUCCUUAGAGUAUUUAAAGGGUAGAUCUUUUAUUGUGAAUGUGUAAAUAAUUCUGUACUAUUUGGAUUUUUAACAGCGCAUGUAAAGAAAAAAUAAAAUAUCCAAUCGAAA
Molecule: messenger RNA, 6226 nt
Organism: Xenopus laevis (African clawed frog)
Lineage: Eukaryota; Metazoa; Chordata; Amphibia; Anura; Pipidae
Gene: sema6d.S
Product: semaphorin 6D S homeolog
Exons: 19
Coding region: 990-4247 (1085 amino acids)
Source: RefSeq, a predicted model, not a curated record